Messenger RNA from Engraulis encrasicolus (European anchovy), 3131 nucleotides. RefSeq names its product TLE family member 2, transcriptional corepressor c (gene tle2c). The record is from RefSeq and is a predicted model, not a curated record. The transcript is spliced from 14 exons. Gene Ontology annotation, biological process: negative regulation of canonical Wnt signaling pathway; regulation of DNA-templated transcription. Lineage: Eukaryota; Metazoa; Chordata; Actinopteri; Clupeiformes; Engraulidae. Gene Ontology annotation, cellular component: nucleus; transcription regulator complex. Bases 899 to 1924 code for a protein of 341 amino acids. Gene Ontology annotation, molecular function: protein binding; transcription corepressor activity.
UACAGGGCUGGGGUUUGCUGCUGAAAAGCCCAGUGGAUCAGCUACUGACCUGCUGUUCUUUUUUCUCUCCUCCUCCCUCUUUCUCUCUCUCUCCACCUCUCUCUACCAUUCGUUCUCUUUUCCUAUAUCUUUAGAUUUUUCUACAGCUCCCCUCUCGCUUGGCUUUUUUGGCAGUGUUUCAAAGAGAGAGGACGAACGAGAGAAGACAGAAGAGAGGGAAGCGAAGAGGAGUGUGUUUCUGUUCCUGGAUGUGUGUGUGAGCGCAGGAGGGGGGUGGGGAGGAGGAGGAGGAGGAGGAGGGAGUAGAGUAGACGGCUGGCCCUCCGUGUUUAUGUUUUCCUGGCUGGCUUGGCGGGGGAGGGGGGGCUCGAGGAGCCAGGCAGAGUAGCAGUGAUGGAGGAGAGACGAAAGAGCGAGCGCGCUUCAAAACGACACCGAGAGAACGAGAAGGAUCUGCACGCGGAGACCGCGCGUCGUGUGGCGUUCUACUCCAGUCGCGCGUGAGAGAAAGAGAGCGUGCCAUAACCGUCCGCUUGGCGAAAAGGGAAUCUAUGAUAUAUUUUUUGGACUAUUAGAGCUCCCGCCAUUCCCGCGAAGAAGAAGGGAUCAUAAAGAGCAGCAGAGGGAGGAAGAGGGAAGGAGAGAGACGCACUGAAGUUCGGGAAGGAAGAGGGAGGUGGUGACACGCGCUGCGAAAUCUGUUUCAGUGAGAGAGAAGCAGAGAAGAACGACAGAAAGAGAGAGAGAGAGCAACAGAAAGAGAGGGAGAGGGGAGGAGGAGUGGGCCGUGGUGUUUUGAGGGACUGCGGCCUGGACGACAGCAGGACUAGGGGGAGAGAGAGGACCACCCUUCCCGCCCCUUGUUCCCUUCUCGGCGAGGAGAGGCCAGCUGGGCACCAUGUACCCCCACGGCAGACCGCAGGCCCCCUUGUUGCCGGGGCAACACACCAAGUUCACGGUGCUGGAGACGCUGGACCGCAUCAAGGAGGAGUUCCAACUGUUCCAGGCCCAGUACCACAGUCUGAAGAUGGAGUAUGAGAAGCUGGCCAGCGAGAAGACGGAGAUGCAGAGACACUCCAUCAUGUAUUACGAGAUGUCAUACGGACUCAACAUAGAGAUGCAGAAACAGGCGGAGAUAGUGAAGCGGCUCACAGCUAUUUGCACUCAGAUCAUCCCCUUCCUCUCUCAGGAGCACCAGCAUCAGGUGGCCCAGGCAGUGGAGCGCUCGAAGCACGUCAGCAUGGCAGAACUCAACGCCAUUAUUGGGCAGCAGCAGCUCCAGCAUCUUUCCCAUCAUGCAUCUGGGUUCCCUCUGAUGCCCCACCCCUCGGGGCUCUCCCUGGGGCCGGGGGCGGGGCUUGGAGCCCUCCCCGCUGCGCUCGGAUUCGCCGGCCCCCUGGUGGCCAAAGAUGACCACGCACACAGCCACCCCGACGAACUCAGAGAUGGAACCUCAAGUCGGAGUAAGUCUGCGUCUCCGCUGCACGAGCUUGACGACCGGCAGCUGGCGUCUCUAGCGGCACAGAGGGAGGCGGCCGCUCGUAGCCGUGGCGACGACAGAACACUCGGCCCUGCCCACAGUGAUGAUGAGGGCGACAGAAGCGAAGUGGACGUUGGCAUGAGCACAGAGGGUCCCAGGCCCCGGCCGUCCGGUCCCGCGUCGCCUCCUGACGGUAACGGUAACGGUUUGGGGGGCUCAAUGUCCCCCAGGAGGGGGCGCCAGAGAGGCAGCAGCCCGUCCACCUCCAGCCAAUCACAAUCCCCCACCGCCGCCAACAACAGCCACCUGACACAGGUCGGAGCUAGGUCCCCCUCCCCCUCCUGUCGACUGACUCCGGGCUCCCCUCUUCAUCCUCCUCCUCCUCCUCCUCAUUCUCUUCCUCCUUCCCGCUCCACACGCACACCGCCACCCACCUCCAUUUAGAUGUCUGCGGAGGACAGGGGGUAGAAGCUGCUUGUCCAUCGGCCACCUCUCUUCUUUCCUUCCUGUGUGUGUGUGUGUGUGUGUGUGUGUGUGUGUGUGUGUGUGUGUGUGUGUGUGUGUGUGUGUGUGUGUGUGUGUGUGUGUGUGUGUGUGUGUGUGUGUGUCUGUGUGUAUGCGUGUGUGUGCGUGCAAGGGGAGGAGCUGUGGUGCCUUUCUGCUGUGUGCACACUCUACAACAACUUUCACUACAAACACACACACACGCACACACGCGGCGCGCACACUAAAUGUACAGCUGGGGCAUAUAGACAAGGACAUGGACGCAAACACACACACACACACACACACACACACACACACACACACACACACACACACACACACACACACACACACACACACACACACACACAAAGGCAUCAGAGUGUUCCUGUGGAUGCCGGUUGCAAAGAUGUCGCCAAAGUCAUUUUUUCCAUCAUGUCCUGGCUCCCAUGGUCUCCACCCUCCCCUGAGAACUCCUGCCCUAAUGGGCCAAUCAGGUCACAGACCCCCUCACUGAUGGACCAAUCACCAAUCACACCUCCCCCGCCAUGCCCUCUCUGGUUCUUUGUCUACAAACAUUCGUGUAGUGAGGAGGGGCAAGAUGAUAAGCAGCCAACCACGUGAGCUCCUUUUUUGAGUGACAGCAGUUUCCAACAAUCAGAGGUUGAAGAGUGCGCUGUCAGGGGCGUGCAGCCAGGGAUUGUUUGCAAAUGGUAAACUCAUGAGUAAACACACAAGUCCCGCCCGCCGCCCUGCCCCUCUCUCUGACUAUUGGAUAACCCAUCACAAGUCCCGCCCUGCCCCUCUCUGGCUAUUGGAUAACCCUUCACAAGUCCCGCCCUGCCCCUCUCUGGCUAUUGGAUAACCCUUCACAAGUCCCGCCCUGCCCCUCUCUGGCUAUUGGAUAACCCUUCACAAGUCCCGCCCUGCCCCUCUCUGGCUAUUGGAUAACCCUUCCCUUCACAAGUCCCUCCCUGCUCCCUGCCCCUCUCUGGCUAUUGGAUAACCCUUCACCAAUCAGUAUAAAGACCACUGUGUAAGGACCAAUCAGUAAUGUAGAGCACUGUGUGAGGACAAAACUGUCUCUGAGACGGCCCCCUGUGUCAAAUGAGACUGCCCCCUGUCACCUGAGACUGCCCCCUGUGUGACCUCAGACUGCCCCCUU